CAGCCCAACGAGCUUCAGGAGGAAUGAGAAGAAUGGCUGCUUCUGUAGGACAGUUGGUCUCGAAUAUCCAUGCGAUUGGCUGCGGGCUAGUGAAGAGCUGACGUGCGAAUCUUAUAAGAGCGAGGUGCGAAGCAUUUCUAGGGAGCUCCAAACUGGGAAAGGAUAGAUGUGACAAUUUCGGGAGCUGAGCUUGCUACUACUUGCCUCGUAAUGGUUGUCGUUUUAGCUGUCCGUCGAGGGAUCGCGCGGCAGCAGUCGAUUAAGUUGCCCCCAAGAGGCCUUAGGAAUCUCGGCUGGAGCCCUCUUCCCGAAGCGGCGAGUACUUUUUUCAAUCAGAGCCUUCAAAAGCGUGUUUUGCCACGCCAGACUAGUGUUUCCGAGGAAUCUUGUAACGGGGAUGCGACGCUAGUCCCGCCGUUCGGUGCGGACGAGCCGACCCGCGACGAUCACCCCCGCUGUUUUCACCCUCGCUUCUGUCACUCGCAAUCGCGUGCACGCGAGGGAUUUAGAUCCCCCAUACAAUAUAGUUCGUUUGAAUCACAGACCGUUCGGCGGCUCAUUCACAACGGGGGUGGCGGAAGCGAUGGGGGGAGAGUGAGCGGGGGAAGCGGGGGGGCCACGGGGAGCCAGGGGAGCGGAGGUGGGGGAAGUGGCGGAAGCGGUGGCAACGGGGGGAGUGGGGAGAAUGCGGGUGGCGGAAGCAGUGGGGGCAAUAGCUGCGGUCGGCAAGUGAUGGCUCCCCGCACCCCUCAGCAAUACUUUGACCUGCUGUGCUCAGGGCAGUCUUGCCGCGUGUGUGAAUCGGAGGAGAAGGGCAGAGCGGUGGUGGCAACGAGGGGCAUAGCAGAGGGGGAAGCUGUGCUGGCGACCGCCCCUGUGGUGUCACACCCCACACUGGACCAUGUUGGCAAGGUGUGCUGCCUGUGCCUGGGACCACUAGCGGCCAGCCGACAAACCACAGGGGAGAGAGACGGAGAAGGCACGUGGCGGGGUAUGGAGGAGGGAACUUUGGGGCGGGGGAGGGAGGGGGAGGAGGCGGAAGGGGAACGGAGAUGCGACUAUGGGGAAGAGAACGGUUAUGAUGAGCGGCUUUUCUGCAGCAAAGAGUGUGCUGACGUGGCAUGGGAUGCUUUCUAUGCUGUUGAAAGAGCAGCUGAUUGGUCCGAACUGCACCAACACUGCAGAACCCACUCCCUGCGCUUCCCUCUGGUGGCCAAGCGCCUGGCGUGUAUGGUGCUGGCUGGAGGUGCUUCUGCCAACGUGCUGCAACCCCUGUGCCAUGUGGCGGACACUGGUGGUGCUCCCAUCCCCGCUACAUGGCAGCAGGAACAUGGGUACAUUCACUCUGCACUCUCCUCUGUGCGCUCUGUUGCUGACAGGCAACUCCGUUCGCUCUCCUUCUUCACCCCUCACUGGUACGCGUCAGUCAUCGCUCGCCUGCAUCUCAACGCCUUCCGCAUUUCACCCCUGCCGUCCGUCAACGCCGCAGUGGCUGAGCCCACCUUGAUCGAACUAGCCGGGGAGCACGGCUUCUCACUCUCCUCGGCUGCGCUUUUCAGAGCUGCGAGCGCAGCUGUGAAGGGGGAUGAGGGGGUUGGCACUGGGGUCUACCUGUUGGCUUCCUUCUUCAACCAUGACUGCGAUCCCAACGUGGACAUUUCUUGGCCGUCGGAUGCAACCGCCGUCCUCAGAGCCAGACGAGACAUAGAGGCUGGAGAGCAUCUGACAAUAACAUACCUGGACAGCAGCCUCGGCAGGAAGGCUCGGCAGAGGCAUUUAAAAGAGGCGUACGGCUUUGACUGCAACUGCCAGCGCUGCCAGCAAGGUGAUUAAAGCGAGCGUACAGACCAAACUCAAGAGUCAAAGGUUUUGAGUCCCCCGACGCACGAAAACUAACGCGAAGCAAACACGGUAACCAAAUACCAGCAGUAGGGGUGCGAUUUUUAUUUGGGAAGAUUCUGAUUGGCUAUGCGACUCACCACCAACCCAGCGACAGAACAAGGAAAGCCUCUCCCCCCGCCACAUCAAGACCCAAAGCUUUUGCUUUUUACUCUGUACUCAGUAGCCAUGGCUCCUUCCCCGCCAUUCUCGCUCCCUAGCACAGCGCUUACCUCCUAUUUCGUCAUUCACGGGAAAGCUGCCACUGCCUUCCCGCUUCCCGUAUCCCACUUCCUGCUCUCUCGAUUCCCACUUUCCCAUUAUCCUGCUUCCCCGAUUUUCCGCUUUCCGCCCAAUCCGCUAGCCCGCGUUCCCGCAGUCCCGCUUUCCGCUUUCCCGCGUCCCCGCUUCCCCCCAGCACCCAUUUUCCCCUCCCUUUCCCAUCCUCGUCGGCCAUCCCAUGUC
This is a messenger RNA of Closterium sp. NIES-67, 2343 nucleotides long. NCBI's taxonomy places the organism in Eukaryota, Viridiplantae, Streptophyta, Zygnematophyceae, Desmidiales, Closteriaceae. The record is from the annotation of a GenBank genome assembly.